AUGAUCUCCCGCAUGAUCCCGCACAUCCCCACACUCGCCACCAUCUCUCCGCAUCCCACAUCCCCAUAUCUCCGCGACCCUUCCCUCCGCAUUCCCGCAUGCUCCGCAGUCGAUCUGCAUGCGGAGUCUAUGGGCGCUAGACACUCCGCUCCGCAUUUAUGCGGAGCGCCGCCGGUACGACACGGCCCGCAACUGAGGGCCGGUUGGCUCAUUCUCGAUCCCAACGACGAUCCGAGGCUCGUCUGGACAGACGACGACCAUGCCGUACCAGACUGUCUGAAGCUAUGGUUUCUAUCUAAGAAGGAUUGCACGCCGGAAGAAAUCCAAACCGCAGACAAUCUAGUGCAGGAGAUCGUUGCCGACAUAGACGACGACGGUUUGACAGAGGACGCAGAGAGUUACGGUCGCUCGUUGGACGAACACGAUCAAACGACGAAGAAGUUGUUGGAGUUCACCAGUUUACGAAGCAUGCAAUGCCUUAAAAAGGCCCCGUCGAAGUUCGUGAAUACCAUAACAUCAAGGUCGGAAAUGGCCAACCUUCCGCGCAUUGGGCACGAGAGCAAUACAGCCUUUCCGGCUUUUCAACUCAACAUCACGACGGCAGAAUUGCCCAGGAAAGCAAGAGGAACGGGGGGUAUACGACAACUUGGAACGGCAGGCGAAGUUCAUAUCGAUAUCAAGGACUGUGCGGGUGCGAUUUCUGCUAUCACAUGCUACAGCGAAGACAGGGACGACGUUGAGGAAGACGUUCUCUACUUCGUCGAGUUGGGCGUAGGGUUCAUCCUUCGUCGCCUUGUAACGGCCUGCUUUUCAGGGCUAUACCUUCAUCGCGGAUCGGCAGUUCUCUUCAAACAAAGUGCCGGCCCACACCCUCGUCCACACCUUCGCAUUGUCGUCGUCGCCUACCCACCCGCACACCAUUUCGAAACUUCGAGUUCUUCGGCGUUGGCUAUGGUGCCUUCCAGCAAACGAGAAGGUGGAAGUGAAGACCAUCCAAGAACCUCGAAGCACGUUCAGACGGAGGUCCUCAAGCUUUACAAAGAAAUGAAACAGUUCAGAGUGCCCGACUUUCCAAUGUAUCGACCCGAAGCACAGGCCACCUACCUCUCCCAAUCCCGCGCCAUCUCCACCGCAAGGUCCUACGGUAACCAUGCCUCGCGAAGCAUCGUUAUGUUUGUAUCCUAUCUCAUUUCACAAGUCGACCCUGCCCUUCAAAUGCGCUUCGAUCGAGAUCUACUUCUGAGUGCGUUCAACUGGGUUGUCCCCGAUGAGGAGACACACGAGGGACCCAGCUACACCAGGGUGUGUGCCGAUCCUUGGUCCACGGGACCUGGGUGGACGGGCGAUGAUGUUCGAAUUGGAAAGCAAUACACCGACGAUUUCGAAGGCAUGUCGUGUUCGGAACAAGUUGCGAAGAGGAACAGCGAUUCAGGAUCUUCCGUACCAUAUGGAAACACCAUCGCGGCCAGUGUCGAACGUUCAUGGAAUCGGCAUCUGGAACAGAUGUCUUCUACCUACCCUGUAUGCGUUGUGUCGAAGGAGAGGGAGGUAAAUGGGCGUGCCUCAGCGCAGGCCCGGAAAGCUGCAAUCAAACGUCUCACACCGUUCAUGCGCCCUUCCGAAGACAAUAACGCAGAUGCCCAAGCCCCAGAACAAGAGAUCCACGAAGAGGAUGAAAGAUCCCCUUUGCGCCGUUCUACUCGUACUUGCGUACAUCGGCCGUAUGAUGAUGACCCAUUGGUACCGGCGCCGUCGAAGAGAAAGCGGGGAGGUUCACACGGCGAUGGACCCAAGCACAAACGGCAUCGCAGCACCCAACAGAGCGAGAGCGAAGAUACCAAUAACACUGAUCAAGGGUCGGACUUUAACGGACUAUUGUCAACCUUUACGCUAACGCAUUUACAACGGCAACACGACGAAGCCGAAGAUCUCGUUGACACUCUCGAUUCGACCGACACCGACGUCGCAAACGAAGCCAUAAAGGAUCUUCCCGCUACGAUUAAACUCUGCUGCAAAGCCGGACGGGUAUCGGAGCUGUGGCAGAUGUCGGAAUCCCUUGAAGGGCAACACUCAGCAUCAGCAUUACAGCUCGUGGAGGAACGUUCGAAGAUUAUGAUGAUCAACAUGCUCGCAUGGGAAUGGCUCGACGAUUCGCUUGAAAAGGGGCUGAAGGCUCGACAAUCGACAAACAAUACCCACUGGACUUCGCCUCUAUACGCCGCCAUCGAGAACAUUCACCUCACGCCAGACAUUCGCAAAACUCUUCCGGCCACCAUUUGUUUCCCAGCGAUGACUGGGGCCCCAGAGUUCGUUCACGAGCGUCCCUUGCGGCGACGAUACUCUGCCUUAACGGACGAAAAGCUCAGGGCCACAGCAGAGAAGGUGGUUAGAACCUGGUUCUCUUAUCCGAAGAGUGACUACCUUCGCAUGGCCGCCCUUCUUACCCGCAAACUCGUGGACAUUGCAGGUCCCUUCAUUCUUCUUUACCCGCCGGUAUGGAACACCUACACCAACCUCCGGAGAGGCAUUGCUAUCUCUUCCAAAGUUACGCGCGAAAAAAUUGAGCGUUGGGCAAAUGAAGAGCUACCCUUGGCGCUGUUCACUCGUCGCGCAUCUGAGGAGUACAAGGUUCUUUUGUCGGUGUGUUCGUUGUACGGCUCUCGAAUCCCCUUCCUUCUCGAGGACUCCUCGCUUGACGUUGUUGACUAG
Messenger RNA from Coprinopsis cinerea okayama7#130, 2709 nucleotides. RefSeq lists its product as hypothetical. The record is from RefSeq and is a predicted model, not a curated record. The coding region runs from base 1 to 2709 and encodes 902 amino acids. The transcript is spliced from 11 exons. NCBI's taxonomy places the organism in Eukaryota, Fungi, Basidiomycota, Agaricomycetes, Agaricales, Psathyrellaceae.